CAAUCCUCUAUCACUACCACACACAAGCAGAAAUGGCGUCCUUGGCACAGCAAAUUGGUGGUCUGAGAUGCCCAUCUCUAUCAACUCAUCUAUCAAGAAGAUCCUCUUACAGAAAUGAUAGUAUUAAUCACACAGUGAAGAGAAUUCAAACAACGAAGGCUGCUGCUGUUGUAUCUAACGCCCAGACGAGAGAGAGAAUGAAACUGAAAGAGAUGUUUGAAGAUGCUUACGAGAGGUGUCGCACGGCUCCGUAUGAAGGUGUUGCGUUUACUGUUGAUGAUUUUCACAAUGCCAUCGAGAGGUUCGACUACAAUUCUGAACUUGGAUCUAAGGUCAGAGGAACUGUUUUCAAUGUAGACGCAAAUGGAGCAUAUGUUGACAUCACAGCAAAGUCCUCAGCAUUCUUGCCAGUUAGGGAGGCUUGUAUUCAUGGUAUAAAGCAUGUACAAGAGGCUGGCAUAGUCCCCGGUAUGCGUGACGAAUAUAUUAUCAUUGGUGAAAACGAACAUGAUGAUAGCUUAAUCUUGAGCUUACGUCAAAUUCAGUAUGACCUGGCAUGGGAGCGAUGUCGACAGCUUCAAGCUGAAGAUGUUGUUCUUAAGGGUAAGGUUGUUGGUGCCAACAAAGGUGGAGUUGUGGCGAUUGUCGAGGGACUUCGUGGAUUCAUUCCGUUUUCACAAAUUUCCUCGAAUUCGAGUGCAGAAGAGCUUCUUGAGCAGGAAAUUCCGUUAAAGUUUGUGGAGGUAGACGAAGAACAAUCAAGACUAAUUUUGAGUAAUCGCAAGGCGAGGGCUGAUAGCCAGGCACAGUUGGGAAUCGGGUCUGUUGUGACUGGUAUUGUUCAGAGCCUGAAACCGUAUGGUGCUUUCAUUGAUAUCGGUGGAGUCAAUGGGCUUCUCCAUGUUAGUCAGAUCAGCCAUGAUCGUGUCUCUGAUAUCGCCACCGUCCUUCAACCUGGCGAUACUCUUAAGGUCAUGGUAUUGAGCCACGAUCGUGAGAGAGGCCGAGUUAGUCUAUCUACUAAGAAACUGGAGCCGACUCCUGGAGACAUGAUUCGCAACCCUAAGUUGGUUUUUGAGAAGGCGGAGGAGAUGGCUAUGACCUUCAGGCAGAGAAUUGCUCAAGCAGAAGCCAUGGCUCGUGCUGACAUGCUUAGAUUCUCACCUGAGAGUGAACUGAGUUUGAACUCAGAUGGGAUAUUAGGUCCACUCGGCUCGGACCUGCCUCCGGAUGGUUUGGAUUUGAACGAAAGCCCCCUGCCCGAAGGUUCAUCAUAAACUUCACAUAUAUGUUGUUGUUCUUUGUAGUUAAUGUAGAAAGAUUAUUGAAGUGAUUUCACAUUUCCAUCAUGUAAAGCAGUCUGUUUUGUUAUAAAACAUUCGCACGUUCAAGCUACGUGCACAGUGCACCAUUCUACGCGACACUCGUGUAAUGAUAUGUAUCAUUUAAAGCAUAUAACAGGCUCUCUGUUUCAUUCU
Messenger RNA from Cynara cardunculus var. scolymus (artichoke), 1478 nucleotides. RefSeq names its product 30S ribosomal protein S1, chloroplastic. The transcript has 7 exons. The coding region runs from base 33 to 1277 and encodes 414 amino acids. Gene Ontology annotation, biological process: translation. The record is from RefSeq and is a predicted model, not a curated record. Gene Ontology annotation, cellular component: chloroplast stroma. Gene Ontology annotation, molecular function: mRNA binding; structural constituent of ribosome. Lineage: Eukaryota; Viridiplantae; Streptophyta; Magnoliopsida; Asterales; Asteraceae.